Messenger RNA from Maniola jurtina (meadow brown), 1247 nucleotides. RefSeq lists its product as uncharacterized. Bases 55 to 1032 code for a protein of 325 amino acids. The transcript has 3 exons. The record is from RefSeq and is a predicted model, not a curated record. NCBI's taxonomy places the organism in Eukaryota, Metazoa, Arthropoda, Insecta, Lepidoptera, Nymphalidae.
UAUAUUAGUAAGAAGAUAAGGAAAUUAGAAGAGAAAUUACGCCGAGCACGAAGAAUGGAAGAGUCUUCAGACUCCUCUUCAUCAUCGGAAUUGCUAGACUUGCAAAACGAUGCAGGCGACGAAUUCAGCAUAUGUUCCAGGCCACCCAGCCCAAUAGAGGAGGUAGAAAUAAUCUCCAUGGACAAUGAACCGCUGCUGGCAGAUGUACCGCCCGCGCCGCCAGAAAUACCUGCUGGGAGUACCGAGGUACCUAAUGGAGAUCAAGCUUUGCCGGACGAGAUUUUGGAGAUUUUGGGAGAGGACCCAACAUCUGUUUCGCAAUUGGGACCAGAAAUACGGAAGGAAUUGGCUAACAGAUUAAAUCACAUCGCUAUCUCCGGUCUGGAUAAAGAGGUCCGAAAAGAUUUAUUCCAAAAUAAAAAAUACAUGGUUCCUACCAACAGCGAACGCAUCGCCGCGCCAUUACUUAACUUAGAAAUAAGGGCGGCAUUGCCAGAUACCAUAUUAAAACGGGACAAGGGCAUGGAAACGAGACAAAAGCAGAUUUCUGCGGUUAUUUCUUGUAUUGCCCGGGUUAUAGAUAAUCAAAUAAAAAAUAAUAAUGCUGACAGCAAAGUAACCAAAGAACUGAUGGACAGCAUUCGUAUGCUCUGUGACAUCCAGUAUUCCGACUCUAUGAGAAGAAGAUAUUUUAUUUUAUCUUGCGUAAAAAGGGACGUGUUAGAACACCUAAAACUGACAAAGGUUGACAAGUACUUGUUUGGUGAAAACAUAUCAGAGACUUUAAAAACGGCAAAAACGGUGUCAAGAUCGAGAGCCGAGAUUAUAAAGAUUCAGGACAGUAAUAAUAAAGGAACAAUAAAGAGGAAAACACAACCAUCAACUUCAACUUUAAACUACAGGGCUCCUCCGGCACGCAGGCAGCCGGUACAAAAGAGGAGCCAUCCGCCUGCUCCAGCGCGGAAGCCCGAAUUCUCAUCGAGAGGAUCGCGGCAUCAUCAACAGCAAUACAGGAAUCCACGUCGCGAUUAAACGAGCAAACGCAACAUACAGUCACAACUUACCCUGGUUGCUGGGAUAUUAUACGGCGGUCACUACUACGAAGAGACGCCCCACCAGCCUCAAUCGACAUAAUGCUAUCAUCCCUGGCAGAAAGCUCCAUCAAACAGUACGAUGUUUGCUUGAAGAAAUGGUUUACACAUUGUAACAGGAAUUCAAUAAAUAUGUUGGAAGCACCAGUCCCAGAG